AGGGCUCCCAAAAAUGUAAGCCAUGAUAUUUAUUUGGACUGCCUAGUACAGUGCCUGACAAACAAGAGAUGCUUCAGAACGGUCAUUUUCAUUGUGAAUCUAAAUGCCGUUUCUUAACUGAUAAAGGGGAAAAAACACAGUUUUCACUGACACUGGGCUACAGUAAAAUCUGUCUUCUUAUCUCUAGGUUGAAUAUACUUCAGGCAAGGUUUUUUUCACCACUUGUUCUGACUUGAAUGUGCUGAAGAAAUUAAAAUCUGCAGAAAGACUAUUUUUGCUUAUUAAAAAGGAGUUUCCCCUUACUGUUUCUUCUGUAAGUAAAGGAAAAAUAUUUAAUGAAAUACAAAGAUUUAUAAAUGAUGACCCAGAAUGUUGGUUGAAUGCCAUUUCAAUUUGGAAAAAUCUUCUUGAACUUGAUGCAAAAAAGGAAGAAUUUCCUCACAAAGAUGCUAAGCUGCUAAAAAGAAAAACAGGAGACAAUGAAAUCAUCACUGCUAAGAAAUUAAAAAUAGAACAAAUGCAAAAGAAAGAAGAGAAUAGGAAAUGCCAGCUGGAAAAACAAAUAAAAGAAGAAUCUCUGGAGCAAAGAGAUUUUAUCACUAAAAGAGAAAAUUUUCAAGAAGAGGAAUUUCAGGGGGAUACAGAGAAAGCAGCGGUAACUCAUGACCAGAACAACUUGACUUUCAGAGUUUCUUGUCGCUGCAGUGGAACUGUUGGAAAGGCAUUCACUGCCCAGGAAGUAGGAAAAGUAAUUGGAAUUGCUCUUAUGAAACAGUUUGGAUGGAAAGCAGAUUUGAGGAAUCCAAAUUUAGAGGUCUUUAUACAUCUGAAUGACAUUUACUCUUUGGUGGGGAUUCCUGUGUUCAGGGUUCCUUUGGCCAACAGGGCUUACAUCAGGACAGCUGGGCUGCGAGCUACCAUAGCAUGGGCGAUGGCAUCUCUCGCUGAAAUCAGGGCUGGUGCAUUUGUUUUAGAUCCGAUGUGUGGACUUGGAACAAUACUUUUGGAAGCUGCUAAAGAAUGGCCAGAUGUGUAUUAUGUGGGUGCUGAUGUCAGCGACUCACAGUUACUAGGUGCAUGUGACAAUCUGAGAGCUGCAGGCCUUAAGGAUAAAAUUGAGUUACUUAAAGUCUCUGUUAUAGAAUUGCCUUUGCCUUCAGAAAGUGUGGAUGUUAUCAUUUCUGACAUUCCAUUUGGGAAGAAGUUUAAAUUAGGAAAGGACAUCAAAAGCAUUCUACAAGAAAUGGAAAGAGUGCUUCACGUUGGCGGAACCAUUGUAUUGUUGCUUAGUGAAGAUCACCACAGGCGCCUUAGAGAUUGUAAAGAGAGCAGCAUCCCUUUAAAUUCCAAGAACAGCCACACAGAUGAACCUGGAAUUAAAAAGAAUCUUGAAGAAACAACUGGUGUACCAGAGACAGAGCUGUCUUCAUUUGAAGCCAGUAACCAGGAGUACUUAGACCAAAUCUCACCAUUUGGCUCUUUGGUACCAGUAGAAUGCUACAAAGUUGGCCUUGGAAAGACAGAUGCAUUCAUAUAUAAAUAUAAGAAGUCACACUCUUCACUGUAACAGGCUGGCUGCCAUCAGCCAGGUUCAAGUCCUUACUUGUUAGCUGUAGGGUAGGAGAACUUGUUUUAUGAGUCUGUAAUUUUCAUUGGAAUAAAAAUAAUUUGUAUUUUC
Molecule: messenger RNA, 1678 nt
Organism: Otolemur garnettii (small-eared galago)
Lineage: Eukaryota; Metazoa; Chordata; Mammalia; Primates; Galagidae
Gene: THUMPD2
Product: THUMP domain containing 2
Exons: 9
Coding region: 518-1567 (349 amino acids)
Biological process (GO): tRNA methylation
Molecular function (GO): tRNA (guanine) methyltransferase activity; RNA binding
Source: RefSeq, a predicted model, not a curated record